CUCAUACAGUAGAGCUGAGCAGCAGAGAUCAGCUCACAAAGUUUGGAUUUGUUGACCUCCACCUCCUCCUGAUAAAGAUAAAGACUUUGAACCCGAAGAAUCCAGGAGGAUAUUUCAAAAUGGGAACUGAAUUUUUUCAACAAAUAAAUCCAUGGAAUAUUAUUUUUACAGCGUCUGGCAUUAAACCGUUUUAAGACAGUUUAAUAUCUACUGGCUGCAUUCCUUUUAACUUUCACACCUUUUUAUAAUUUCACAUUAUGGAACUCUCAGGCUCUUUGCCUCCACCUUCCCCAUACACCCUCCCCAUUCUUCCCAAUUUCUCUGUGCCCUCCUCCUCUCCCUCCAUCUCUCCAUCACCCAGCCUGGCAUCCACAGCUCUCUUCUGCUCCCUCCUCUCACUCCUCUCCUUGCUAGGCAUCACAGGAAACCUGUACACUCUGGGCCUCCUCCUGAGGCGCAGGAGAAGUAGGAGAAGACGUGGAACAGGACCAACGUGCUGCCUAAUGAGAGUACCUGUACCAUCCUGCCUUGCCAACUCCUCUUCCCCUUCCUCCUCCCCCAUCUCCUCUUCCUCGUCCUCCUCUUCCUCUCUCCACCUUCAGGUGCUGAGCCUUGCUCUUGCUGAUCUGCUCUACCUUUUCACCGCUCCCUUCAUUGUGUAUGACAGCCUGGCUUCAGGCUGGGCCUUUGGCGAGCUAGGCUGUCGCCUCCUGCUGAGCCUCGACCUCCUCACUAUGCACGCCUCCAUCUUCACCCUCACUGCCAUGAGCCUAGACCGCUACCGGGCUGUGGCCCAUCCCCUGCAUACCUCUUCCUCCAACUCCUCUGGCUUGUUGCGUGUAGGCCUGGCCUGGGGGCUGGCUGUGGCUCUUAGUCUGCCCAUGAUGAUCACAUUGCACCUGGAGGAUGGGGAGAACCAGGAGGGCCAGCUGUGUGUGCCGGCUUGGGACGAGCAGAGCUCCAAGGCCUAUCUAAGUGUGCUUUUCUGCACUAGCAUUCUUGGUCCUGGGCUGGCCAUUGGAGCGCUUUACGCUACGCUAGGCCGGCUUUACUGGGUGUCUCAGACCAGGCCAGCCUGGGCCAGUGGGAGCAGCGCUUGUCCUCCCCGUGCACCUAAACCCAAAGUCCUGCUCCUCAUACUAGGUAUUGUCCUUGCUUUUUGGGCCUGCUUCCUCCCUUUCUGGAUUUGGCAGCUGCUGCCUCUCUACCAGCCUGACAUGCUGAGGACAGUACCAGUAGGGACACAGGUGACAGUGAAUCGUAUCCUCACGGGGCUGACCUACGGAAACUCCUGUGUGAAUCCUUUCUUCUACACGCUAUUGACUGGAAAACGAAGACGCGUCCGGCAGACGCUGACAUCAGCAAAUCAGCUCUGCCGUAAGAGCAGCCCACUGCAGUAGUGAGUGACUCUCGCUAACAGUAGAGACAAUAAUGUGAGUGUGGUCACAUAUGUGUGAAAAGGUACUGUAUAAGAAUGCUUUCUGAGCUCCAUAAAAAAAGACACCAAAGACCAUUGAUUUAUCCUCAGCCUGCAAACUAAGCAAAUAAUAGCACUUUGUAUAGAUGCUUUGUGAAAGAACAUUUCCUACAAGGAGACGAUCGAAAAGACAAUCUCUGUCAGAUGUGUUACUGAAUUUAUGAUUUAUUUGCAAACCUUUUCCAAAUAAUGUGUCUUUAAUUGCUGUAGUAACCAAGUUUACAUAUUGAAAAUUUGGUUUUAAAUGAUUUAACAAUAUUA
Larimichthys crocea (large yellow croaker) is the source of this 1738-nucleotide messenger RNA. RefSeq names its product urotensin-2 receptor 3 (gene uts2r3). Bases 258 to 1400 code for a protein of 380 amino acids. Gene Ontology annotation, molecular function: urotensin II receptor activity. The transcript is spliced from 2 exons. Gene Ontology annotation, biological process: neuropeptide signaling pathway. NCBI's taxonomy places the organism in Eukaryota, Metazoa, Chordata, Actinopteri, Sciaenidae. The record is from RefSeq and is a predicted model, not a curated record. Gene Ontology annotation, cellular component: plasma membrane.